Molecule: messenger RNA, 411 nt
Organism: Fusarium fujikuroi IMI 58289
Lineage: Eukaryota; Fungi; Ascomycota; Sordariomycetes; Hypocreales; Nectriaceae
Exons: 3
Coding region: 1-411 (136 amino acids)
Source: RefSeq, a predicted model, not a curated record
AUGUUCCAGCCUCACCCCGGUGAUCAAUUUCACCUUCGCCUUCACAGAGCACGUUCAGUUGUAUUGACGACACAAGAGCUCGUUGAGGUCAGAGCAGCUCAGCGUACCUUUGAAGGUGCCUAUGUCCGUACAGCUCUCGGCCAGUUCUCAUUCGCCCUUAUCAUCCUCAAGGUAUUCACCCAAGAGUUCUAUGCCAUCGGUGCCCUCUUUGCCGUGUAUGGGAUCGCAGUAAUGCUAGUAGCCAUAUACCGCCGAUACGAAGGCCAGAACCAGUUCUUUACUUCUGAAUCCCCGGACGGGUCACUCAAGCGGAAAUUCAGGACGAGCGGGAAUAGUGUGUUGCUGUUGACAAUGCUGAGCCUCAGUGCGUAUAUAACUUUGAUGGUUUUGACGUGGCGCCUAGUUUCAUAA